AUGCCGGACGGCUUCGUGAAGACUUGGCCGAAGAUGCUUUUGCAGGUGGAAGGUGCUUGCAUAUUCGGUGCGACAAUCUGGGCCUAUUCACGACUCGGACGAUCGUGGUGGACAUUUGCCGGCCUCCUCGUCGUCCCAGAUCUGGGUAUGGCAGGAUACCUAACCAACACCUCUUUAGGUGCUGUCCUCUACAAUUCGAUGCAUACGGAAACGCCGCCUAUACUUCUAUUGUGCACUGCGUUGGCACGCGACAAUAAGACGGCCGCCGGGUUGGCAUUGAGUUGGCUCGCGCAUAUCGGAAUGGAUCGCAUGCUGGGCUUUGGGCUAAAGUACGGGACCAGUUUCGGUCACACACACCUGGGCAAUCUGAAUUGA
Molecule: messenger RNA, 375 nt
Organism: Capronia coronata CBS 617.96
Lineage: Eukaryota; Fungi; Ascomycota; Eurotiomycetes; Chaetothyriales; Herpotrichiellaceae
Exons: 1
Coding region: 1-375 (124 amino acids)
Source: RefSeq, a predicted model, not a curated record